AACCAGUAGGGGCCAGUGGACUGCGAGCCGCUCGCCAUAUUUGUUGUUGUUUGAUGGGGGAGGUCGUGAAGACACGGGUGGAUUAAGUGCUUGAGAGAUUAGUUUGAUGCGAACAGUUUUUUUGGGACCGCGAGUGUGUGUGAAUGUUCGAAGGCGAGUGGACAGCAGAGCCAUAGGACCACCACCUGGACGGAGACGAUGUUGGCGGGCGUCGGGGCCGGGGGCGGCGGCGGGGAUGACGAGGCCGAGAUGCUCGAGUGGGAAAUCGACAACGAUAGGUUCAGCUUCGAGGAUUCGGACCGCUUCGAGGAAGAUUCCCUGUGCAGCUGGAGUUCUGAACCGGAGAGCGUUUGCAAUAAUUGGAGGGGGUGGAAGAAGCCCGUCAACGGUGGAUCCUACAGCUUCGGGGCCAACAAGAAACAAGCCGAAGAUAAAGGUAGUAACGUGACAUCCUUAACGGAAUUGUCAGCAAAAUGCGUUGCUUCGCAUAUUCCCUUCGAGCUAGUGGAGCAUGUCUUCCCACCCGUGCCGGAACAACUACAACUCCGCAUUGCCUUCUGGAGUUUUCCGGACAACGAGGAGGACAUCCGGCUCUACUCAUGUCUGGCAAACGGCUCGGCCGACGAAUUCUCUAAAGGAGAAACGCACCACAAGAACAACUGCGUUAAAGAUCCUCUUCAAAUCGGUUUCCAUCUAUCUGCCACAGUGCAUUCACCGCGUAUGGUGCCAAACAAUGUAGCCGUCACAUUCGAUAGGAGGCGGAUUUCUUCGUGCAACUGUACUUGCAACUCGUCCGCUUAUUGGUGCUCACAUGUGGUUGCCGUAUGUUUAACGAGAAUACACUGGCCUCAUUUGGUGACGUUAAGAGCUCCAGUGUCAGAAUCACUUUCGCGCCUUCAUAGAGAUCAACUUCAAAAAUUUGCUCAGUACUUGAUCAGUGAGUUGCCGCAGCAGAUUUUACCGACAGCCCAGCGUUUGUUGGAUGAACUGCUCGGUAGUCAGCCGUCUGUUAUAAACAGCGUAUGUGGAGCACCUGAUCCGACUGCUGGAGCCUCGGCCGCUGACCAGACCUCAUGGUACCUGGAUAAUAAAGCCCUGCAUGGAAAUAUCAAGAAAAUUCUGAUUAAAUUUUGCGUGCCGGCGCCUAUUGUGUUCAGCGAUGUCAACUAUCUCAGUACAACGGCUCCACCCGCAGCUGCUGAAUGGACAUCUCUACUAAGACCAUUACGCGGAAGAGAACCUGAAGGUAUGUGGAACCUCCUGAGUAUCGUCCGUGAAAUGUUCAAACGGAACGAUCGCAACGCUAUUCCGCUACUGGAAAUCAUCACAGACGAGUGCAUGGCAUGCGAGCAGAUUUUGGUAUGGUGGUUCAAUACCAAAGUUGCUUUACUUAAUGGUAGCUCUGGAUACGGUGGUGGAGGUGGCGGCGGCGGUGGUAAACACAACAACGUGAAUAGUAACACUCAUGCCUCCCAACAUGCGUGCUCCUCGCUUUGCGACGAAGUGGUCAUACUCUGGCGGUUGGCUGCUCUUAAUCCCGGUUUAGCACCGCAAGAACGCGACAUGCUCCACCAUCAGUUCAAUACGUGGCACUUGAAGGUGAUGGAGAAGGUCUCCAAAUGUCGUAGCGGCAAUAAUAACAAUUCCAAUAAGAAUGGUGGCUUGAAAAUGGAUCUUGAAGUAUUCACCGGUUUUAAGCCGGCUAUCGAGGCUUGUUACAUGGAUUGGGAGGAUUAUCCAAUGCCAGGUAUCACGUACACACAAGACACAAAUCCCAUGUACCAUUGCCCGUUCACUUGUUUCCGUCACUCCGCCGACAGCAAAACCGGCGAUAAUAAAGUGCCCCAAGUGAAUUCUAGCAAGGCUGUUUUGAACUGCGAACAUCAUCUUCAUCACCGACACAGUCAUCACGCUGGUCUGAGGAGUCGUUAUGACUUUAUUGACAUAUUUGAACCGGUGGAUUACACGAACCAUGCACAAAUGGCACGAGAUGGGAAUAGAUCGAGUGUGUCCAGUGAAGGAUUCUGCGAAAAUGAUGAUGAUCUGAAUAUAAUCCGGGAUGCUGCACGUGUUAUGCUCUUAAGAACAAUGGAAUUUGAUUCACAAGAGGGUGGCAGCGAGUCCAGCAGUAGUAGCGGAAGUAGCAACCGCGAGACUUCGGCCCAGCAAUCAAGCUCUGAUAGCACGGAAGGGAAGAAACCUGUACCCUCGACUUCGAAGGAUGAGGAACGACGGCCGUCCAAGGAUGAAUCUAGUUUAUCAGAUUCGUCGCCGCAGUCACAAUCUGGUGACGAGUAUAAUGUGUAUUUCUACAACCCAAAAGAGUUGGCAAUUGGGGAAAGGCUUAAGAUUAAGACAACGGCCACUACAAGCACGGCAGAAGACUCCGAUAAAAAUUCAGUCUUUUCUAACUUGAAGCGUUCUGAGGAUCCAUGGGAUGUUUUGUUUGCAAGAGCAGAAGGCUUACAUGCGCAUGGACACAAUAAAGAAGCCAGUAUGUUGGCAGUAAAAUUAGCCGAAGAAUUGUUGGCCAAUCCACCUGAUCUAAUGAUCGACAUUCCUCCAAUACCGAAGCGUAAAGGCAAGAAGCAGCAUUUGAAUCCGGCCACCCAUCAGUUAAGCUGCUUAGCUUCAGCGACUUUAGCAAAAUGCGCUUUCCUAUGUUCGGUGCUAGCAGAAAAUUCCGAACAUUCUCAUUUAUCAUUUAGGGUAGGCAUGUUUGGAUUGGAAAUGGCGAGGCCCCCGGCCAGCACCAAACCUUUGGAAGUAAAACUGGCGAACCAAGAGUCCGACUUGGUGAGUUUGCUCAAGAAGAUACCUCUGGGACACAGGGAGUUACAGAUAUUACGGGAAAGGGCCGAACAGCUAAAGGACGGAACAUUGAAAUCACGCGGCGAGGCGAUGCUUCCUUUAAUGCUAUCCAGUUUCAUUUUUGAAGCGCUUGUUAUGCCGUCUAUUGUUGGACGAGAGAGGAGUCGUGUUUUGAAUCUGCGACUACCCACAGAUGAACCCUUAGGAUUCGAAGCGGCAGUGGCUGCAAUGGGUUUGAAGGCCAACGUUAGUGAAGCGGAUCAUCCUCUGCUAUGUGAAGGUACUCGCAGACAAAAAAGUGAUCUGGCAAUUACAUUGUUGGUAUUCUACAAGGAUGACUGUUGGAAGGUGGCUAGGAUUAUGGAUAGGUUGUUAGAUAAAGACAUACACCAGUUGCUCAAGGGACCUAUUCUCAAUUCGUACUACUCGAGUAAUCCACCAAUAAAAAGUCAAUAUUCCAAUCUUAAACGCGAGGAACACGAUAAGGUGCUGUCACCUUUGAAUUCAUUUUUACCACCAAAUGAUAUACUCUCCGGAGAUAUGAAUAGCAGACCACAGAGCUCUACAAGCGCUGAAAUAGAGCAAGGGCUGGCAAACAUUACUUUGGGGCCGUCUACGAGCAGUGCUGUUCCCACACAAUCCACGAUGUCAGCAACUGGGGUUACUGCUACCACAAUUACAACGACAUCGUCAAUGAGAACAAAGGAGGGACGAUACAAGGGAAAACGGGCUUAUCCUUCUAUUCCAAAUCAACCUAGCGAGGCUGGAGCGCAUUUCAUGUUUGAAUUGGCUAAAACUGUGCUGAUUAAAGCAGGUGGAACUAGUAGCACAUCGCUCUUUACACAACCUAGCACCAGCCAGAAUCACCACGGACCUCACCGGGCUUUACACAUGUGUGCGUUCCAAUUGGGAUUAUAUGCUCUAGGUUUGCACAACUGUGUUAGCCCUAACUGGCUCAGUCGUACCUACUCCUCGCACGUCUCUUGGAUUACAGGUCAAGCAAUGGAGAUCGGAGCUGCAGCGAUAGCUUUCCUGAUCGAGACUUGGGAGAAUCAUCUGACGCCUCCUGAAGUAGCGAACAUCGCCGAUAGAGCAUCAAGAGGUUGUGAUGUGAAUAUGGUCAGAGCGGCAGCGGAAUUAGCUCUGUCCUGUUUACCACAUGCUCAUGCCCUCAACCCUAACGAGAUUUCUAGGGCCAUCCUCCAGUGCAAGGAACAAAGCGAUCUCAUGCUUGAGCACGCUUGCCUCACGGUGGAGAACGCUGCCAAAGGUGGUGGUGUAUAUCCAGAAGUUUUGUUCCAAGUCGCAAAAUACUGGUACGAGCUGUACUUGCGACACACGCCCGGUGGAGAACAGUUGAUGGAGAAUGAUUUACCACAUGAUCCCAUCUUAGAUGGCCACGGGGCUCUGGUGGCUCUCAUCGAAACACCUGAGAUAAGCCAGCCCCCUCCGGUGGUAGUAACCACAGCGUCUCCUCAGUACGUCCCUUAUGCCUAUUCGUUCACCGUUCAUCCACACGUCAGCUACGGGGGCCCUAUACACCCUCACGCAACCGUGUCUUUACAGCCGCCGCCCCACAUGCAGAUGUACCUACCGGCGCCUCAGUUUCCAUAUCCGCCCCACUCGAACGCUGGGCCGCCAAACGCCGGACCCCCUGCCCAGUACCAGUUACCGCCGCCACAGGCGCAAGCUCCACAACCCUCAUACCAACCACCACCUACAUAUGUAGCCUCACAAAAUGGUCCUUAUACGCAGGGUCCAUCUCCAUACGCUCCUUUAACGCCGCCGUAUCUACCACCCCCUCAAAACAAUGCCUAUCCUCCACAACCGUCCACUUAUAACGGCCCAACGACCGCUCAGAUGCAGUACUACGGGGCCGCAGUGACAAUCGCUCAACCACCAAGACCCGGUCACAUGUACCCUGUGGCGUUGGCUCAGACCGCUGGUAUGCCGGUCGCCACUCGACCUCAUCGCCAGCAACUGAAUCAGAUCCAGUUGAGGUACCUUCUAGCUGCAUACCGCGUUGGUAUGCUGGCCAUGGAAACACUUGCCCGACGAGUUCACGACGACAGACCGCAAGCAAAGUAUGCCAGAAAUCCACCUUAUGGAGAAGAUGUUAAAUGGCUCUUGAGAAUCUCUAAACAUUUAGAAAUGCAUUUAGGAACCCAAUAUUUGCACCAGUUCUGUGUAUCUGCUGUAAAUUCAAUCGUGAGCCCCUUCGUGCUGCACGAUGUCGCCAUGGAGGCCGCCCAAUAUUUGGGUAGAAGUAAUCCUGGACUGAUGAUGCGUACGGCAUUAACACCGCUCAUACAGAAGUGUCAACAGAUGUACAUCCAAUGUAUGCACCAAAAACUAUAUCAUCUCACGGUUGGCGAUUACGAGGAUUUUGUGAACAUCGUUCUCGCAGCGAGGGCAGCGUUUCAGAUCACUCCCGAUGGCAGCGCUCAGUUUAAGGAGUGGCUUCAAUCCAUCAAACGAUCAAAGUCGUGUAAGAAGGAUUUAUGGGGACAGAUCAAUACAGCGCUGCAGUCCAAUGCUAAAUGACAAAGGUCUGACGCCAGAGUCCAGCUGGAAGUGGUGACGGAGGGUCAGGGGACGCAGCAGACGUCACAGGCGCAACCUCCGCCACCGCAGUCCAUUGUGGCCGCAAUGGUAUUUCAGUCUAUCGUCAACGAACAACACUGGCUUUCGGGGAGCGACGCGGCCGGGGGCGGCAACCAAAGUUGAUCUUCGCACAUCUACCAUCUUCAACAACAACAUGAACAUCAAGUGAUUGAUCUAGUGCUCAGGUUUCUCUGCCUUUACGCGUAUCCAACAAAUUAAAAAUUAAAUUCAUAGUAUUAGCGAAAUUUUUAUUAUUACAUAUUAAUAUCCUUAGGUAAAACAAAAUGAACGACAAAAAAAAUAAUAAAACACAAAAUAGGGAAUCAAUCAUAUGCGAUGCUAAUACUUAAAAUUUUAAAAGAAACUAAAUAUUAAAAUUAAAACUCGAGAUAUGAGGUUUAAACAAUCUUAGUUAAAAGUAUUCGUAGACUUCUCUUCUCGUAAUUUAAUUUCUAGAUAAUUUCUUUUAUUAUUUUUCUCUAGGUAUAUGUAUGUAUAUAAUUAUAUAUGUAUAUACAUAUAUAUAUAAGUAGUAGGGUAUGGUAUGUAACCGCCCAGCUGUUUUGGGCACCGUGCACGUGCUUUUCUUGUUCUGCUAUUGGCCGGCGUAAACUUAAUCAUACAAAUAUGCGCCGUUCACUGAGAACAAUUGCAGGCAACUGUUUGUCGUGCGAAUUAUUAACAAAAAAAAAUAUAAAUGAUCAUCUAGUAUAAUAAUCAAUUCAGAUGCAUAUUACUAGUAAGUGCCAAGCAAUUUCACAAUUAUUAUUUCGUUCUUUGUCAAAAAAUAUGUUUACUUUUAAACACGGAGAGAGCGUGGGGAAACUACGAUUUUGAGCAAAAAAAAAGUAACUCGAGAAAUUAUGUAAUAUCUCAAGUUAUUAUAUAUUUAUUAUAUAAAAUGA
Messenger RNA from Nicrophorus vespilloides, 6320 nucleotides. It is a transcript of the gene Dora, whose product is annotated as zinc finger SWIM domain-containing protein 8. The record is from RefSeq and is a predicted model, not a curated record. The transcript is spliced from 13 exons. Gene Ontology annotation, molecular function: zinc ion binding. Gene Ontology annotation, cellular component: Cul2-RING ubiquitin ligase complex. The coding region runs from base 199 to 5355 and encodes 1718 amino acids. NCBI's taxonomy places the organism in Eukaryota, Metazoa, Arthropoda, Insecta, Coleoptera, Silphidae.